AUGGCCGUCACCCGCACCUUGCCGGACCAGGUGCUCAAGGCCUUAGUUGGGAGGAUGAAGGAAAGACUCGCCGAGUGCCCGGCCAGCGACUUCACAGCUCACAACACGUAUUCCAUGAUCUACUCGAUCGCGAUGUUGCAGGAGACUUGCGCCCACGAGGAUGCACGUGCGCUCCUGCCGAAGCUCCUAGAAGCGUUGGAGCUCACCGCGCAGCACAUGACAGUCUCGGGACCGACUAUGGUUUACGUUGACCUAUCGCAGCCUACUUGGAUCUUUUCGGAAGAACUUGGAGAGAAGAUUGCUUUGGAGAAGAUUGCUUUAGGAUGGCUGGCUGCCCUUCUGCUCUUUGACAUGGCUAUUGCAGGGUUCAUGACAACAAUACUGGUGAGGUGA
Molecule: messenger RNA, 393 nt
Organism: Symbiodinium sp. CCMP2456
Lineage: Eukaryota; Dinophyceae; Suessiales; Symbiodiniaceae
Source: the annotation of a GenBank genome assembly